This is a messenger RNA of Hipposideros armiger (great roundleaf bat), 1747 nucleotides long. RefSeq names its product zinc finger protein 14-like. Gene Ontology annotation, molecular function: RNA polymerase II cis-regulatory region sequence-specific DNA binding; DNA-binding transcription activator activity, RNA polymerase II-specific. NCBI's taxonomy places the organism in Eukaryota, Metazoa, Chordata, Mammalia, Chiroptera, Hipposideridae. Gene Ontology annotation, cellular component: nucleus. The record is from RefSeq and is a predicted model, not a curated record. Gene Ontology annotation, biological process: regulation of transcription by RNA polymerase II.
CUGGCUAUAUUUCAAUUAUGACUCAGUGACCUUUGAAGAUGUGACUGUGAACUUCACCUUGGAGGAGUGGGCCUUACUGGAUCCUUCACAGAAGAGACUCUACAGAGAUGUGAUGCUGGAAACGUUCAGGAACCUGGCAUCAGUAGGUAAAAAAUGGGAAGAUCAUGACAUUGAAGAUCAGUACAAAAACCAGGGGAGAAAACAAAGAACUCAUAUGGUAGAGAGACUUUCUGAAGGGGAAAAAGGUAGUGGAGAAAACUUCAACCUUAUUCCAAACCUGAAUCUGAAAAAGAAAACUCAUGGAGUAAAGCCAUGGGAAUACAGUGUGUGUGGAAAAGUCUUCAUUCAGCAGUCAUCUCAUAAUAGGCACAUCAGGUGUUACACUGGGCACAAGCCUUCUGAGUAUCAGAAAUAUGGAGAGAAGCCAUAUAAAUGUAAUGUAUGUGGGAGAACCUUCAGUUAUUUUCAGUGUUUUGAAAAACAUGAACAAAAUCACAAUGUUGGAAAACCCUAUAAAUGUGAGGAAUGUGGGAAAGCCUUCAUGUGGCUCAAAACCCUUCAAAGACACAUGAUCUCACAUACUGUAGAUGCUCCUUACAAAUGUAAGGUGUGUGGGAAAACCUUUACUUCUUCAACUCCACUUCAAAUAUGUGAAAGAACCCACACAGGAGAGAAGCCCUAUCAGUGUAAAAUCUGUGGAAAAGUCUUUAGGUGUUAUAAAAGUUCUCAAAGACAUGAAAGAAAUCACACUGAAGAGAAACCCUAUCAGUGUCAAAAAUGUAAUAAAGCAUUCAGGUAUCCCAGUUAUCUUCGACUACAUGAAAGAACUCACACUGAAGAGAAACCCUAUAAAUGUAAGGAAUGUGGCAAGGCCUUCAGAUCAUACAGUUCCUUACAACCACAUGAAAGGAUUCAUACAGGAGAGAAACCCUAUGAAUGUAAGGAAUGUGGAAAAGCAUUUAGUAAUAAUAGGUCCUUACAAAUACACGAAAGGUCUCACACUGGAGAGAAGCCUUAUGAAUGUAAACAUUGUGGAAAAGCCUUCAGUGCUCCCAAUUACCUUCGAAAACAUGAAAGAACUCAUAUUGCAGAAAAACCAUAUGAAUGUAAGGAAUGUGGAAAAGCCUUUAGAUUUUCCAAUUCCCUACAAACACAUGAAAGGACUCACACAGGAGAGAAACCCUAUGAAUGUAAGGAAUGUGGAAAAGCCUUUAGGUCUUCUGGUAACUUACAAACACAUGAAAGAAUUCACACAGGUGAGAAACCUUAUGGAUGUAAGGAAUGUGGAAAAUCCUACAGAUAUUCCAGUUCCUUACAAAUGCACGAAAGGAGUCACAAAGGAGAGGAACCCUAUGAAUGCAAAAAAUGUAGUAAAACAUUCAAGUAUCCCAGUAAUCUUCGAAUACAUGAAAGAACUCACAUUGCACAGAAACCCUACAAAUGUAAGGAAUGUGGAAAAGCCUUCAAAUCUUACCAUUCCUUACAAACACAUGAAAGGACUCACACAGGAGAGAAACCCUAUGAGUGCAAACGUUGUGAUAAAGCCUUCAUUUCUCGAAAAUCCCUUCAAAGACACAUGAAAAUGCAUACUGGAAACACACCUUUUCAUAAGGAAUAUGGGAAAGCAUUCAUUUGCCUUAAUUUGUAUCAAAGACAUGAAAGAACUCACACUGGAGUUACAAGGUAUGAUCAAAUAAUACGGUGAAUGUUUACAUUUUAAAAAUGUUAUUACAGUAAAAGACACAUU